AUGUCCUCCAAUCGUGUUCUAGACUUGUUCAAGCCCUUCGAGUCCUUCCUGCCGGAAGUGAUUGCUCCGGAGAGAAAGGUCCCUUACAACCAGAAGCUCAUCUGGACAGGUGUUUCGCUGUUGAUCUUUUUAAUCCUGGGCCAGAUCCCGCUGUACGGGAUCGUGUCCAGUGAAACCUCGGACCCUCUGUACUGGUUGCGUGCCAUGCUGGCCUCCAACCGUGGUACGCUGCUGGAGCUGGGUGUCUCGCCCAUCAUCACGUCGUCGAUGAUCUUCCAGUUCUUGCAGGGCACCCAGCUGUUGCAGAUCAGGCUCGAAAACAAGCAAGACAGAGAGUUGUUCCAGAUUGCCCAGAAGGUGUGCGCCAUCAUUCUGAUUUUGGGCCAGGCGCUCGUGGUCGUCAUGACGGGCAACUACGGUGCGCCCUCUGACCUUGGACUCCCCAUCUGUUUGUUGUUGAUUUUCCAAUUGAUGUUUGCGUCGCUGAUCGUGAUGUUGUUGGACGAGUUGCUGUCCAAGGGCUACGGUCUAGGCUCCGGUAUCUCUCUUUUCACCGCGACCAACAUUGCUGAGCAAAUCUUCUGGAGGGCCUUUGCCCCCACCACGGUCAACUCCGGUCGUGGCAAAGAAUUCGAAGGUGCCGUGAUCGCCUUUUUCCAUCUUUUGGUUGUCAGGAAGGACAAGAAGAGGGCCCUUGUGGAGGCCUUUUACCGUUCCAACCUGCCCAACAUGUUCCAGGUCUUGAUGACCGUGGCCAUCUUCCUGUUUGUGCUGUACUUGCAGGGCUUCCGCUACGAACUGCCCAUCAGGUCCACCAAGGUGAGAGGUCAAAUCGGUACCUACCCAAUCAAGCUGUUCUACACUUCCAACACCCCCAUCAUGUUGCAAAGCGCCUUGACCUCCAACAUUUUCUUGAUCUCGCAAAUCCUCUUCCAAAAGUACCCCACCAACGCGUUCAUUCGUCUGAUCGGUGUUUGGGGCAUCAGGCCGGGCACCCAGGGCCCUCAAAUGGCCUUGAGCGGGUUGGCAUACUACAUCCAGCCAUUGAUGUCCGUAUCCGAUGCCAUCUUGGACCCAAUCAAGACCGUUGUCUACAUCACUUUUGUUUUGGGUUCGUGUGCAGUCUUCUCCAAGACCUGGAUCGAGAUCUCCGGUACCUCCCCACGCGACAUCGCCAAGCAGUUCAAAGACCAAGGCAUGGUCAUCAACGGCAAGAGAGAAACCUCCAUCUACAGGGAAUUGAAGAAAAUCAUCCCCACCGCGGCCGCCUUCGGCGGUGCCACCAUUGGUGCUCUGUCCGUUGGUUCUGACCUGCUGGGCACUCUGGGUUCCGGUGCGUCCAUCCUGAUGGCCACCACCACCAUCUACGGCUACUACGAAGCGGCUGCCAAGGAAGGUGGGUUCACCAAGAACCUGGUUCCAGGGUUUUCUGAUUUGAUGUGA
This is a messenger RNA of Saccharomyces eubayanus, 1443 nucleotides long. RefSeq names its product translocon subunit SEC61 (gene SEC61). Gene Ontology annotation, biological process: post-translational protein targeting to membrane, translocation; SRP-dependent cotranslational protein targeting to membrane, translocation. The transcript has a single exon. The record is from RefSeq and is a predicted model, not a curated record. The coding region runs from base 1 to 1443 and encodes 480 amino acids. Gene Ontology annotation, cellular component: Sec61 translocon complex; membrane. Lineage: Eukaryota; Fungi; Ascomycota; Saccharomycetes; Saccharomycetales; Saccharomycetaceae. Gene Ontology annotation, molecular function: transmembrane protein transporter activity; ribosome binding; signal sequence receptor activity.